AGUUCUUUUAGAUUUUACUAAGAAGUCAGCUAACACUUUUCAACAUUCCCUUCUCUUCUUUGUUUUUAAAGAAAGUUCUGGUUUUGUUUCACUUUCAUCGGGAGACUUAAAUGACACCAAGCAAAGCUACUUAGUUUAGAUUUCCAGAAGUUCUUGGUGGAAAAAAAAAAUCAAGCAUGAAGCUAGCAGUGUUGUUUUGUUUCAUUCUGCUUAUUGUUCUUCAAACUGAUUGUGAACGAGGUACUAGGAGGCAAAGGAGAAGGAUGCAUCAGAGAAGACUCAGGAAAAGCUCUUCAUUCCACCUCAGAGCCAACAGGCAGCUUGAAGUUCAGCAAACCACUGCUGCUCCAGAUGCUAGACUACCCACUGCCAACUCUGAUUACAGUGUGGAAGAAAACAUAGAAUCGCUUCUAAGUAAUCUUGGAGUAGAAUCAAGUUACAGUGUUUUACCAGGAAAGAAAGGAUACUGCUUUGUAAAGGGCAUGAUCAUGUACAACAAAGCUGUCUGGUCUCCUGAGCCCUGCACCACCUGCCUCUGCUCAAAUGGAAGAGUGCUUUGUGAUGAAACCGAGUGCCACCCCAAGGCGUGCCCCUAUACCAUUAAACCGGAAGGAGAGUGCUGCCCCAUCUGCUCUGAUGCUGAACAAGAAUCCAUUAACAAACUUCACAAGCAAGUGCCACCUCCUCAGAUGGAAAUGGACCAAGUAGCCAUAAAAGAAGCUCUUCAAUCUGAGGAGGAUGAAGAGAUAGCUGAAGGACACAAGGAGCACAAGAAAGAGACCUCAGUGCCUACUAAGAUCCAUGGCGAUGGGGAAAGAACUGAGAGAAAACUGAGGCCGGAGAAAGAAGGGAGGUCAGCACAUCAACCACUCUACCAUGGAAGAAGGGAGGAAGAGGAGAGCAAGGAGGAGACUGAGAGGGAAGGAGAGGAGGAAGAGGAGGAGGAGGAAGAAGAAGAAGAGGAUGCUAUAAGAGGAGAUGUGUUCAGAAUGUCCUCCCGGGUAAUUCCUGGAACCCCAAGAGGCAGGCCACGUCUGCCCAGAAGCUGUUCCCUGUCCUACAGGACUAUCAGCUGCGUUCAUGCAGACUUCACUGAGAUCCCACCAAUAACAGCACCAGAAGUAACGAACCUGGAGUUGGUUGGGAAUUCGAUCAUCUCCAUUCCGGAUGAAGCAUUUAAUGGAUUACCAAAUUUGGAAAGACUUGAUCUGAGCAGAAAUAAUAUCACUUCUUCGGGCAUAGGUCCAAAAGCAUUCAAGUCUUUGAAGAAGUUAAUGCGUCUGAACAUGGAUGGAAAUAAUUUGGUACAUAUUCCUUCAGACUUACCAUCUACACUAGAAGAACUUAAAAUAAAUGACAACAAUCUCCAGGCUAUCGAUGAGAAAAGUUUAUCAGACUUAAAUCAACUUGUCACUUUAGAAUUGGAAGGAAACAAUCUCAGUGAAAUCAAUGUCGACCCUCUAGCUUUCCAAUCUUUGGAAAGUCUAUCGUAUCUACGUCUGGGAAGAAACAAAUUUAGAAUCAUACCACAAGGUCUUCCUGCUUCUACUGAGGAGUUAUACCUAGAAAAUAAUCAAAUUGAAGAAAUAACUGAAAUUUGUUUCAAUCAUACCAGAAAGAUAACUAUGAUCAUUCUACGUUACAAUAAAAUAGAAGAAAGUCGGAUUGCUCCUUUAGCAUGGAUAAAUCAAGAAAAUCUUGAAUCUAUUGACCUGUCCUAUAACAAGCUCUACCACGUCCCCUCCUACCUACCCAAAUCUCUUCUGCACCUUGUCCUAAUUGGGAACCAAAUCGAUCGGAUCCCUGGCUAUGUGUUUGGCCACAUGCAACCAGGCCUGGAGUACUUGUACCUGUCAUUUAACAGACUUUCUGAUGAUGGUGUGGACCUAGUCUCGUUCUAUGGAGCAUAUCAUUCUCUGAGAGAAUUAUUUCUGGAUCACAAUGACUUCAAAUCUAUACCACCUGGAAUACAAGACAUGAAAGCACUGCAUUUUCUGAGGCUGAACAACAAUAAGAUUCGGAAUAUUCAUCCUGAGCAAAUCUGCAAUGCUGAAGAGGAUGAGGACUCAGCUCUCGAGCAUCUUCAUCUUGAAAACAAUUAUAUUAGAACUAGAGAGAUAUCAUCCUAUGCAUUUUCAUGCAUAAGACUGUAUUCAAGUAUUGUUCUUAAACCACAACACAUCAAGUGAUUUCAAGCUUCCUUCUGCCAUUAUUGUUUUUUGUUUGUUUGUUUUCUGAGACAGGGUUUCUCUGUGUAGCUCUGGCUGUCCUGGAACUCACUUUGUAGACCAGACUGGCCUCGAACUCAGAAAUCCACCUGUUUUUGCCUCCCAAGUGCUAGGAUUAAAGGCGUGCGCCACCACCGCCCGGCACCUUCUGCCAUUUAUAAAUUUUACUGAAGCAUUAACAAAAUUACGUCUCUUUUAUUGUGUGUGUGUGUUUCUGUAUGUGUUUGUGCACAUGAGUUCUGUGCUCUCAGUAACCAGAAGAAGGUGUUGGUUGCCCUGGAGCUGGAGUUACAAGUGGUUCUGAGCCAGUUGAUAAGUGUGCUGUAAAAUGAACUUGGGUAUGUGGUAAGAGCAGUACAUGUUCUUAACUGCUUGAUCCAUGUCUCCAGUCUCCAAAACACCAUUCUAAUGCUAAUUUCUUGGUUUAAAUAAUUUUACAGUGGUUACAUAUACACACUGGUAAUGGUAAGGAAAGCUAGCAGAAGGGCAUACAAAAAUUCUACACUAUAAGUCUAGAAUUAGUUUUCAAAGUUAAAAUAAAGCCAUUUCAAGACUGCUUUCAUUCUGCAGCAAGAUAAAAAAAUUAGAAAAAGUAAACUGAGCAUGGUGGCACAUGCCUUUAACCCCAGCGCUGUGAGACAGAGGCCAAAGGAUCUCAGUGAGUAUGAGGCCAGCCGGGUCUAUAUAGUGAGAUCCAGGACAGCCUGAACUAUGUAAAGACCCUAUCUCAAAAAAAGACUACAAAAUGUAAGCACUCUUCUAAAAAUACAAAUUACUGUUAAUUAUAAGCUGACAUAAAUGUAAAUACAACUCAUUCCUACACUAGUUAUAUAGUUAGCAACCAUCUCUUUUGCCAGUUACUAAAAUAUACUUUUUAUCAGUUUAAUGAACAAAGUAGCACUCAUUACACACUGACUUGUAAUGAUUUCUUUUAAUGUAAACCUGAUCGAUCGAUCGAUCGAUCGAUCUAUCUAUCUAUCUAUCUAUCUAUCUAUCUACCUACCUACCUACCUACCUACCUACCUACCUACCUGUCUGUCUAUGAUCUAGCUAUUAAGAGAGACUCUUACUGUAUAGCUCUGGCUGGCCUGGCACUUAACCAGGUGCAAGGAUUAAAGGCAUGUGCAAUCUUUGAUCUCUGUAUUUAUACAAAAUUUUAUAUAAUAUAUAUAGAAACUCUGUUGAUUUCUUUUAUUAACUCUUAAAUUAUUGUUCUGAAGAAAUACUAGUGUCAUGACUUAAGCUCUAGCUUUGGGAUCUACCUUAGUUUCUUUUCCUGUUACUGUGAUAAAAAUACCUCAAUAAAAGCUAACUCAAAGAA
Messenger RNA from Mus musculus (house mouse), 3549 nucleotides. RefSeq names its product extracellular matrix protein 2, female organ and adipocyte specific (gene Ecm2). The record is from RefSeq and is marked validated. Gene Ontology annotation, cellular component: gel phase of interstitial matrix. The transcript is spliced from 10 exons. The coding region runs from base 177 to 2189 and encodes 670 amino acids. Gene Ontology annotation, molecular function: protein-containing complex binding. NCBI's taxonomy places the organism in Eukaryota, Metazoa, Chordata, Mammalia, Rodentia, Muridae.